GCCGUGGACAGCAACCCCCUGUCUCUGUAUGUCAUGCAUCCCUUCUGGAACACGAUAGUGAAGAUCUUCCCUACCUGGCUGGCCCCAAAUUUGAUAACGUUUUCUGGCUUCCUGCUGCUUGUCUUCAACUUCUUCCUCAUGGCAUACUUCGACCCUGACUUUUAUGCUUCUGCUCCUGAUCACCAGCAUGUUCCAGACUGGGUGUGGGUCAUUGUCGGUCUUCUCAACUUCAUUGCCUAUACAUUAGAUGGUGUUGAUGGGAAGCAGGCUCGCCGGACCAACUCCAGCACGCCCCUGGGAGAGCUCUUUGAUCACGGCCUGGACAGCUGGGCAUGCGUGUACUUUGUCGUGACAGUCUACUCCACCUUUGGACGGGGCUCCACGGGUGUCAGUGUCUUCGUUCUCUACCUCCUCUUAUGGGUGGUCUUGUUUUCGUUCAUCCUCUCCCACUGGGAGAAGUAUAACACAGGGAUCCUCUUCCUGCCCUGGGGAUAUGACAUCAGCCAGGUGACCAUUUCAAUUGUCUACAUAGUGACAGCCAUUGUGGGAGUGGAGGCCUGGUAUGCACCUUUCCUGUUUAAUUUCUUAUAUAGAGACCUAUUCACUGCAAUGAUUAUUGCUUGCGCGCUCACUGUGACGCUGCCGAUGAGCCUCUAUAACUUCUACAAGGCCUAUAAAAAUAACACCUUGAAGCACCACUCUGUGUAUGAAAUCAUGCUGCCACUGGUAUCCCCAGUGUUGCUGUUCCUGCUGUGCACCACAUGGGUCUUUGUGUCCCCGACAGACAUCCUGGAAGUUCAUCCCAGGCUCUUCUAUUUCAUGGUCGGAACAGCCUUCGCUAACAUUUCUUGCCAACUGAUUGUCUGUCAGAUGAGCAGCACACGCUGCCAGCCUCUGAACUGGAUGCUGCUCCCCAUAGCGGUGGUGCUCUUCGUGGUGAUGUCCAGGUUCGCGCCGAACAGCGAAACACUUCUCCUCUACUUGUUAACUGCUUUCCUCACCCUGGCGCACAUCCACUAUGGAGUGGUCGUGGUGAGCCAGCUGAGCAGGCACUUCAAUAUUCGGCCCUUCUCACUAAAGAAGCCCACGCCAGAUUGACUAGGAGUGGAGGAAGAGAAAAUCGGCUUGCGGUCUGUAGAAGUACUGUAAAUAACUGCUGCAAAUACCUGUAAAUACUUCAACCAUCACCACAGAUCUAAACCUAUCCUCUGGACAGACAUCACGGCAAAGUACGCACGGUAUCCAGUGCAGCCAGGGCAGGACUGGGACGGGGCAGCCCCCGCUGCUGUUCGACGAAUGCAAGCUUUCAGUUUUGGGUGAAACUGGACGAGGAGGGUAGCCUUUCAGGUCACUAUUACUGUAUAUGAGACCAGCUGAAUGUUCCCAGUGAAACCUCAAACCCCAGCUCUUGCUCCGGUAAAGCCGGUUGGGGAUGCAAAUGGCCUUACCUGAGCAAAGCAUCUUGACUUGUCAGCAAAACCAACAUAACAGCUGAUUUCUACAAGGUCAGGGGAACAUCCUGGUGGUCGGGGGAGUUCCUGUCUGUCUCUAAUCCUGCUAG
This is a messenger RNA of Fulmarus glacialis (Northern fulmar), 1561 nucleotides long. RefSeq names its product ethanolaminephosphotransferase 1 (CDP-ethanolamine-specific) (gene SELENOI). Gene Ontology annotation, molecular function: ethanolaminephosphotransferase activity. Gene Ontology annotation, biological process: phosphatidylethanolamine biosynthetic process. Gene Ontology annotation, cellular component: endoplasmic reticulum membrane; Golgi apparatus. The record is from RefSeq and is a predicted model, not a curated record. The transcript has 9 exons. NCBI's taxonomy places the organism in Eukaryota, Metazoa, Chordata, Aves, Procellariiformes, Procellariidae. Bases 34 to 1098 code for a protein of 354 amino acids.